GGAAGGACUUCAGCUCGGUUGGCUCGCUCAGCUGCCGCUCAUGCCGUGGCGCACGCCCGUUCGGUGCGUUUGCGGCGCGUGCGGCGGCGGCCAAUGUCCGUGGGCUUGCGGCGCAAGAAGUCCGAUGUCCUCUUCACGGCGCUUUACAUUUGGGCCUCGGCCACGCAAUCCUUCUUGAUUUCUCUCAGCAAGACUUCCGGAGGAUUUGCAUACGAUCCCAGUUCAGUUGUUUGCUUACAGGAAGGAUUGAAGCUUCUCACCGCAGUGGCGAGUGAGGGCCUUCCGGAACUUCGGGCGCUCGGAAGAAGCGGGUCACUGGCCGUGCCGGCCGUACUGGCAGCUCUGCAUGGAAACUUGGUCUUUCUGGCGCAUCUGUAUCUCUCGCCGCCCAUGUAUCAUUUCUUGAGCCUUUCCCGAAUUUUAGUCACAGGAAUCUUGUUUCGCGUGAUUCUGCAGCAAGAGUUGCAGGCCAUUCAGUGGAUUGCUUUGCUGCAGCUGGCCAUUGCCAUUGCUGGCACCAGCCAGAUCGAUUGCAGCAGCGGAGAAGACAGGACUACGUCGGAUGCGAGUGAGUGGAAAGCUGGGAUGACGAUCGUGCUCGUCCUGGCGGUCUGCUCGUCUCUCUCGGGGGCCCAGCUGCAGUUGAGGGGUCCUUGCAACCACCUUGUGCUGCAGAUGUACAGCUUUGUGGCAUCUCUUGGUCUCCAUGUGAUGACCCGGACGAAAGGGCCACUGGAGGGCUACAGCAAGGAAGUCUAUCUCAUGGUCCUGAUGAACGGUUUACUUGGCCUAGCCAAUCCUCGCAUGACUCGGGAUGCCAAGAUCAUCCAGAGCUUGGCGACACUGUCGGUGGCCGUGGUGCUUUCCGCGUGGCAACUCCGCUUCAGUCCCGGAACCGGCUUCUGGCGCAGCUGCCUGCUCUCUGCCUCAGCGCUAGGUUUGUACUAUGGAGAUCAGUCCACCUUGUACAGCCGCGACCACGAGGUCUUUGGCGCUUGGCCAUCGUGGCUCAACUGGACUCUUCAUCGCGGCUCCUCCCGUUCUUCGCGCGAGGAACUUCCCAAGAUGGUGUGACACCGCGAAGCGGAGCAGAAAAGUCACGAAACGAAACGGUCGGCCGCGGCAUUUGGGCGCCGCCGGGGUGGAUUUGGCCGGUGAAGUAUAGCCAUUGGCCUAAGAGUGAUGGUCUCC
This is a messenger RNA of Durusdinium trenchii, 1191 nucleotides long. The record is from the annotation of a GenBank genome assembly. Lineage: Eukaryota; Dinophyceae; Suessiales; Symbiodiniaceae.